Drosophila takahashii is the source of this 2246-nucleotide messenger RNA. RefSeq names its product scavenger receptor acting in neural tissue and majority of rhodopsin is absent (gene santa-maria). Lineage: Eukaryota; Metazoa; Arthropoda; Insecta; Diptera; Drosophilidae. The record is from RefSeq and is a predicted model, not a curated record. Gene Ontology annotation, cellular component: cytoplasm; membrane. Gene Ontology annotation, molecular function: scavenger receptor activity.
GCCGGGCAAAGCGGUAUUAUUUAGCGGAAUUUCCUCGCAACUCGUGUCCACUUUUCCGGCCUCUGUGUAAAAUAAUCCUCCACGUGCUCAAGCGUUGUGUCCACAUCCUUAUCAAAUUUCAAUUUCCUCGCAAGGAUAUCCGAAAAAAAGAAUUGAAAAAGAAAACCGUGAUUUGUUUCUAUUUAGCAAAUAAAAGUCAAGUGAGUGCCUUUAAAAACAAAAAAACCAAGGAAAUUCGAAAGGACAGGCGUACUCCUUUGAGAAUAUCACAGGCCAUUAGAUAUCCACACAGCUGCCCAGCGUGAGCCAUGCCAACACAAAACAGCGCAAUGUGGGGCCAAAAAAGCAAUCGCAAGUUAAUUAUCGGCAUUUUUGGCUUCUGCCUGGGACUAUUUGGCAUAUUGUUCGGAAUGUUCUGGGUGGACCUGUUCGAUUGGAUCAUGCAGAAGGAAAUGGCUCUGGCCCCCAACACACGUGUCUACGACAACUGGAAGAGUCCGCCAUUGGAUCUGAGUCUGGACAUCUACCUGUACAAUUGGACGAAUCCCGAGGACUUUGGCAACCUCUCCACGAAACCCAUUAUGCAGCAGGUGGGUCCAUAUCGCUUCACCGAGCGACCCGACAAGGUGGACAUUCACUGGCAUCCCGAAAACGCAUCCGUCAGCUAUCGCAGGCGCAGUUUGUUCUACUUUGAUGCGGAGGGCAGCAACGGAAGUCUGGACGAUGAGAUUACCACCCUCAAUGCUGUGGCUCUGUCCGCAGCUGCCACUGCAAAACAUUGGUCGUCGGGUAGGCGAGCCAUGGUGGAUGUCGGCCUAAAAAUGUAUGGCGCCGAAAUGUUUGUCCAAAAAUCGAUCGACGAACUGCUCUUCACCGGAUACAGUGAUACCAUGAUAGAUGUGGCCAUUGCAGUGCCCAUUUUUGGCGAUGACGUUAAGGUUCCUUUCGAUAAAUUCGGCUGGUUCUAUACGCGCAACGGAAGCGCCGAUCUUACUGGUGUAUUUAAUGUAUUUACGGGUGCCGAUCAUCUGUCCAAAUUGGGCCAGAUGCACUCGUGGAAUUACCAGGAAAACACCGGAUUUUUCAGUUCCUAUUGCGGUAUGACGAAUGGAUCAGCCGGAGAAUUCCAGCCACAGCAUCUCAAGCCAGGCGACAGUGUGGGACUCUUUACUCCGGAUAUGUGCCGCACGAUUCCGCUGGAUUAUGUGGAAACUGUGGAUGUCGAAGGACUGAAGGGACACAAAUUUUCAGGAGGACCUCGUUCGGUUGACAAUGGCACCCUGUAUCCAGAGAACCUUUGUUUUUGUGGCGGCGAAUGUGUUCCCUCGGGUGUGAUGAACAUCAGUUCCUGUCGAUUUGGAUCCCCAGUAUUUAUGUCCUAUCCCCACUUUUUCAACGGAGAUCGUUAUUACGUAGAUCAGGUGGAGGGUUUAAAUCCCAAUCAGGAGGACCACGAGUUCUAUAUGGUGGUGGAGCCAACAACUGGAAUUCCCUUAGAGGUGGCUGCCCGCUUUCAGGUCAACAUGCUAGUGGAGCCAAUUCAGGGCAUCUCCUUAUACACCAAAAUACCAAGAAUAUUUUUUCCUCUCAUAUGGUUUGAGCAAAAAGUAAGAAUCACUCCAGAGAUGGCUGACCAAUUGAAGGUCCUCCCGGUUGUCCAGAUGUCCGGACCAAUCUUCGCCGGAGUUUGCUUGGCUAUUGGAAUAGUUCUCCUCUGCUGGGCUCCGGUUCAGAAUCUGUUAUCUUCGUGUCGGAAUCGUAGAUACGAUCUGAAGACCCAAACCAAGACUAACGGCCAGUUCAAGAGUCGCUCCCAAUUUUCCAGUGCCGAGGAAUUAAAGUCCAAGGCCUCUACUUUGGUCUGUGAUAAGAGUGUCAAGGGAUCUCCGGACAGUUCGCCGCUCCUUGAAAAAAGCCGAAAGCCAACCAUUACAAAGUCCCAGACGGGUGAAAGUGUGGCCACCGCAUCCACAGCCAUCAGCGACAAUAAACAGGAUUGAACAGAACCAUCACAUCCACGCCAUCUAGAUAGUUAAGCCGUCCUAGCGCUUUAGUCGUAGUUCAUAGUUUAGUGACACUCUAAAAUACCCAACCAAAACUUGCAAGCAUUCCCGUGCCUAUGCCAAAGAUUAGAUAGCCUCCGAAGUCGAACAGUAGUGUUGUCUUCGCCUAGCUAACGAAUACUCUUUUUACAUUCCUUAGUUUUUAGAUAUGUUUUGUAUUAAAAUGUUUUCUUGACCAAUAGU